Molecule: messenger RNA, 3956 nt
Organism: Sinocyclocheilus grahami
Lineage: Eukaryota; Metazoa; Chordata; Actinopteri; Cypriniformes; Cyprinidae
Product: E3 ubiquitin-protein ligase MSL2-like
Exons: 2
Coding region: 835-2457 (540 amino acids)
Biological process (GO): protein ubiquitination
Cellular component (GO): MSL complex
Molecular function (GO): ubiquitin protein ligase activity
Source: RefSeq, a predicted model, not a curated record
UAAUUCCAGGCGCUCUUUUACGCUUGUUUGGUAUUGUUCCUCAGGAUGCAAAACUUAACAGAGAGGAAUAAUAAGCAACGAGCUGGCUCUCGGCAUAGGCUAAUGUAUGUAAAUAUUUUGUAGCGUAGCGAACUCAGUUGAACGCUACAUAAACAUACCACUCAAAUGGGAGUUUGCCGCACUAGUUGAGGAGAGAAAAGCGCUCUUAUUCAACAACACGAAGAAAAGUGCAGACAAUAUUAGCUAGCUAGCGAACUAGCAACCAGGCGAAUUGUGGUUUGUUCAGUUUAACUUUAAAAAACAACCGCUAUGGUGGACUAUUUCAGGAUUUUUACUUUUUGUGCGACUCGGUUUUUUCUGUUUUUCCAUUUCGUGUUUGUGGAUCGUUUAUACACAGAGCUCGCGCCACCGACAGUAACGUUACAGCUCGAGGCCUGUUGUGGCUCUCACUAAAAUGCUGUUUAUCGUUCAGUCCUUCGUGUCUGUGCGCUUUAUCACAAAAGCUCUUUCUACUGAGGCAUUUGGGAUCUGACACGCAUGGAAAGCAGACUCUAGUCUGUGUUACAUCGCCUACACCAGCUUAUUAUCGCCGGACUGACCGUCUGGAGGAUCUUCUCGAUACCCAGCAAAGCUUUGACAUGUUAACAAGCAGACGACUCAAAGCCGCUCAUCUGCUUGCGAGUCAUGUCAAACUACACUCUUUGUUUGAGGCGUUGGGUGAAGCCUGGUUGAUUGUGUUCUCACAGUUAUCGUGGAUCGGGGGUCUGAGCAAGACUCGCUGUCAGUAGCCGAUCAGCCCGCUUCUUCGUCCUGCCGUUGACUGAUCUCACUGAGAUGAACCCGGUGAACGCCACCGCGCUGUACGUAUCGGCGUGCCGCUCUCUUCUGCAGUGCGACCCGAAGGACCCGGACACAUACGGAGGGCUGUUUAACGUCCUGCCUUUCUUUAGAGACUCCCUAUCCUGCUUGGUGUGCGGGAAUUUGCUUCAGGAUCCAGUUGCACCAAAAAAAUCCUCCUGCCAGCACUAUGUUUGCAAGGGUUGUAAAGGCAAGAAAAUGUUAUUGAAACCAUCGUGCAGCUGGUGUAAAGACUAUGAGCAAUUUGAGGAGAAUAAACAGCUCCAGAUUCUGAUCGACUGCUACAGGAAUCUCUGCGAGUGUGUCUCGGUGUGCGUCACAACAGAGCAGAGUGCCUCGGGGGUCAAGGGUUACCCUGAGAUCAAGAAGAUGCUGGAGGAGGUGUUGGGGGUGAGUCAGGAACAAGAAGACCUCAGUCCUGUCAAAGACACUUUGGAUGUUCCUAAUCUCAAAACAGAGACUGACUCCUCACAAAACUCUACUGAUGUCAACUUGACUGACUCGGACAAACCCUCUGAGCAGAUCCCAGCUGAACUAGAGACCCCUGAGCCUGUCACUGCUGACGAACCUCAGAAAUGUGACUCAGAACUACACAUGGGUACUUGCACUGUUAAUGUAAAGUGCAAAGUUAGUCAAGAGACAAGCGCCGAAUCGGUGCAGCCCAGUGCGGAGAGCACAAGCGUCCAGGAGGACCUUAAACCUGACAUUACGAGCAAGGAGGUGUCGUGGGGACAGACUAAAUCAACACCCGAGCCGUGUCAGAACUCAUUACAGUCCCAAACCAGCGGCGCCCUUGCACCAGGACACCCACCACAACCUCAGAUGGGCCUAACAUGCCUCACCACAGCCCACAGAAAAGUGCACCUGAGCCGAAAGCGCUCUCGCUCUGAAAGUGACAGGGAGAUGCUCCAACCUCUGCCCAUCACCAGCCUCAUCCAGGGGCCAUCGGUAGCAGCCACAGCUCCGCCGAAAACCGCAUUUGAACCGAAAGCGCCCUCCCCACCUGCUGCCGUGCUCACUAACGGAGGCGUUUUGAAGGUUAAUAAGGCUGUGCUGGAUUCAACUAAAAAUAUCCAGAUAAACACAGACCUAGGUAAUAAGAAAGUUCAGGUGAAGUCUAAAGUGGCCGUCCCGAAGGCAAAGGCCAAAGUGAGGGACAGGCUGCUGUCAGCUAGCGUUUUAGCAGGACAACCAGGACAGCCCCCUAAAGUCGUAUACAAAAAGACGCAAGAGAAAAAAGGAUGCAAGUGUGGACGAGCCACUCAGAAUCCAAGUGUUCUUACCUGCAGAGGACAAAGAUGCCCCUGCUACUCCAACCGUAAGGCCUGUUUGGACUGCAUCUGCAGGGGCUGCCAGAACUCAUACAUGGCCAACGGGGAGAAGAAGCUGGAGGCUUUCGCCGUGCCCGAAAAAGCCCUGGAGCAAACCAGACUCACUCUCGGAAUCAACCUCACCAGUAUUUCUGUCAGAAACGCUGGCACGAACACUGCAGGAGUUCUCAGUCUGUCCGCAGGCUCCCCGAUGGCCUCUUUCCUCACGUCCAGCGCAGACGAGGACCAGAGUUUUGAAGAUGCUCUCGAGAUGCAUUUCGACUGUUGAUAGCUGUCCUGCUACUGAUCUCUCUCUCGCAGCCGUGAUCAAUUCCCGGUUUAUGUCGAACAGAAAUUGUUUGCCAAAACUCUUGUCUGUAGUUUUCAUGUCCAACCUCUCCCAUCACACACAAACACACACUGCUGUAAUGGAAAGUUACUGUGAAGCUGAGUGUUAUGGCAUAUUUAGUUUUUAUUUUGAAGGAACUGUUCGCUUCUGUGUGGCUGUUUUAUUCACAAAGAACUUAGGAUCUGAUAAAUGACUGUUGUUUUUCUUUAAAUAUUCAAUGACCCAAACCUUAAAAUGAGUUUUGCAGGUAUUUGUGUGAUACGUUUGUUGGGUAACACGUAUAGCUCAUUAUAAGCUGUCCCAAAGCAGUUAUUAAUGUGUUCACAUUCUGUGGUGAAAUUGGUUUUUCAAAUUUAUUUUUAAAUAUAUAUGAAUAUAUUGCUUCUAAACAUUCAUCGAAGGUCAAAUUAUAUACAGCUAUCUGUAAUGCCUGUUUAACGUCAGAUAAAAUCACAAUUUACUAAUGGUGGAAAAAUGUAGCACUUAGUCCCAAUAGUGUUAAUGGGUUUUAGACACCUGUCCUGGUUGCUAUAGUGGUCACUUCCUGCGUCACCUCUUGGGUGUCCGGCCAGGAUAUUGAGUUAUUCUAUUAUUAUUUUUUUAAAUAGGUGGAAUAGGUUCCUUAUUUUUCUAAAUGGAAAAUAGUGCCGUGUCACUUUUUAUUUGUCAUGUUCCAGCUUUGAAAGAAAGACAUUUCAAUUCCAUGUUUGUCGGCGGUUUUGUAAGGAUGCUGAAGCACAGAUAUGUCACAAAAGCUAUGUCCUCACUAUUGUUCAUUGUUAGUUCAGACUGAGCUGACUGUUUCAUCAGUCCAGUAUCUACAAAGAUUUCUCAAACAAGUGAAUGUAAGCGUGUUCAGUGUGUUGCCUGAGAAUGUAUUCAUGGCAGUGAUAUUUUUAAAGCAAUAUGAGAAUUAAAAUGUUAGAUCUUAUAAACCCUUUCCCCACACAAAGUCAUCAUAUUUGUUUUGAUGCAAACUGUAAACGAGUAUUUCAAGAUGUUAUUUUCUUUGAACGUUUGCCUGAGCACCUUUUAGCACCCAUUCAUGCCUCUUUACUCUGAUGCUGAUUAGUUGUGUUGUGAUUCCUGUUCUAGGGACCAAAACUAAAAAUAUGUGUUGAGAAAGGUCAGUGAACGUGUUUACUGUUACACUGGGCGUUUCAUGUCUUAUGUAAUGAAGCAGGGUAGACAGUGUGCUUCAUCCGUAUCCUUAAAUAUGCUUGAAAACACUUAUCAGUAGGGCUUUGACCAAAUAUUGAAAAAUCUUCUAGUUAAGUCUUGGAUCUUAGUGGGAUAUCGUGUUGUAUUUUCAAAUCGUAUAGUUUGGUAGCGUUGUUGUAUUCCUCUCUUUGCUUUUCAGUGGUCAUUACUUGAACUCAGAUUUCAGUUUCUUGAUUUUUGAAUUACUGGAGAACCUCUUAUUAUUGCUGGUUUAUUCA